Molecule: messenger RNA, 1533 nt
Organism: Aureobasidium melanogenum CBS 110374
Lineage: Eukaryota; Fungi; Ascomycota; Dothideomycetes; Dothideales; Saccotheciaceae
Product: cytochrome P450
Exons: 1
Coding region: 1-1533 (510 amino acids)
Molecular function (GO): monooxygenase activity; iron ion binding; oxidoreductase activity, acting on paired donors, with incorporation or reduction of molecular oxygen
Source: RefSeq, a predicted model, not a curated record
AUGGCUGAGGUGAUUGCUGCAUCAAAAGUCGGACAGCAACAUCUACUCUUCCAACGCUGGGCCCAAGAACAUGGAGAAAUAUUUCGUGUCCGCGUUGGUCCCUUCACAGAAUACUUCAUCAAUUCUGAUGUCGCAGUCAAAGAGAUCUUUGACAAGUCAUCCGCACAAACAGCAGAGCGGCCACGCUGGAUUGUGUCCAAUGAGCAGAUAUGCAACCAACUCAAUGUCUUGCUACUUAACGCUAGUAACCCUCGCUGGAAGCACCAACGCAAGGUCAUUCACUCCGGCCUGACUAGCAUACCCAGAGCAGAUGCUGGUCUACCGUUUCUUCAUUACGAGACUGCGAAGUUCAUGCAAGAGCUUGCCAACAACCCGAGUAUAGGCCGUGAAAGCAAAGAACUGUUUGGUGCGAUCGGACGCUAUACUUAUAGCACGUUUGCUUCACAAACCUUCGGCUUGGAUAUACCAGACACAAAUGAUCCCACGAUCAACUAUAUCUACGAGACUGGGUUAGCACAAAUCCAAGGCACACUGCCCGGCAGUCACAUUGUUGAUAUUCUGCCGUGGCUGGACAAUCUCCCAAUGUUUCUUAAGCCAUGGGAGCGUAAUGCUCGGCAAAGAUUCAAGCGGGACAUGGACUGGUGUGUCGAACGUCUCAUACGGAUUAAAAAGGGAAGAUCUCGCAAUGUAAUGCAAGAUGCUUUUCUGCCGCGUGUAUUGGAGGACGAGAAGAACCUUGGCUUCGGCAGUGUAGAAGAAGCAGCUUACCUUUCUCUCCAACUUAUCAUUGGCGCCGCAGAUACCAGCAAAAUGUCUACCUGGUCGUUCUUGGAGGCCAUGAUGACUUACCCCGAAGUCCAAGAGAAGGGACAUCAAGAGAUCGUCAAGAUCGUUGGUGAUCGUUUGCCUGUUUUUGAAGACCUUGAACAAAUACCUUAUGUACGGUGUUUGAUGAAAGAAGUGUGGAGAUGGCGCCCUCCUGUGAGUCUCGGACACCCACACACCACGACUCGCGAUCUCGAGUAUGGCGGAUUUCGAAUUUCUAAAGGCUCAAGGCUGCAUUUGAAUGCUUGGGCGAUACAGCACGAUCCUGAUCGUCACGAAGAUCCUGAUCGGUUCUGGCCCGAAAGGUACUCUGCUGACCAUACAAACACUAUGCAAAGCAUCAACGCGAGCGAUGUGCGCAACAGGGACCACUUUGCUUUUGGUUCGGGACGUCGAGUUUGUCCUGGGUACCAUGUAGCAGAACGCUCUCUUGCUGUCGCCAUCAUGCGUUUGCUGUGGGGUUUCAAGAUCGCGCCCAGUCCCGACGCAAAGUUGCCUCUGGAUCCGCGUGACUUUGCUGGAGAGAUGCCCGGUAACCCGGGCGAACAAAUGCCAGUGACUGUGGUAGUCCGCGAUGAGAAGACACGCAGUAUCAUCAACCAUGCAUUCAAAGAAGCAGUCGCGACUCGUGUUCAACUAGUAAGAAUCCUCUUGCACUCCAAAAGAUACAAUAUACUGACCAACUUGCAAAAGGAACCGCUUGCUUAA